This is a messenger RNA of Olea europaea var. sylvestris, 2702 nucleotides long. Its product is annotated as transcription factor GAMYB-like. The record is from RefSeq and is a predicted model, not a curated record. The coding region runs from base 708 to 2345 and encodes 545 amino acids. Lineage: Eukaryota; Viridiplantae; Streptophyta; Magnoliopsida; Lamiales; Oleaceae. The transcript has 4 exons.
AUGAAAUUCCAGCCCUCUUCCGCUUUCUCUCUCUCACUCUCAUAUAAAUAUCAUCAUUUGGGGUCUCCGAUUCCCAGUUUCUCUCUCAUACCCAGAGGUCAAAUUUUGAAAUUAACACAUAUGAGAUAAUAAAAAGAAAGAAAUCAUGCAAAUACUUGCAAAAAAAUUGAGGGGUAGCUAUGUGUCUUUACAAAUAAAUCGAAAAAUGAGGUGUUCUUCAACCCUGAAAUCUCUCAUCGAUUUUUACUCAGAUUUUGACGUGUAAUGCUUCUUUUUUCGAAUUUCAUUUUCAUGUGUAUAGGCUGAGUCUCUUUCAUCUUGUUCUCUCCGUUUUUCUCAUUUUCCUCUCUCGAAUAAGUGGAUCUUGGGCCAAUUUCAUCUCUUCUUACCUUGUACAUAAGGUUUUCUGGAUUUUUCUUGGUGUUUUCUUUCUGGGUUUUCUAAAUCAUAGCUUAAAACAAUAGUAGAUUGAUCUUUCCUCUUCAAUUUUUGAUCCGCAUUGUUCUGCUUUUGGGUAUUCUUUUAAGAUUUUCAGCUGGAUUUGUGCUUAUUUUUCGAUUACAGUGAUAAUUUGAGGUUGGGAUUUGCAUUUGAAACAUUAAAUUUCGAGUUUAAGGAAUUUUUAUUUUAGAAUCUGGGCUCCAUUUGAUUCACAAGGAGUGCACUGCAGCUUCUGAGACCGUCUUCUCCGCAUUGAGGUGAAGGGCAUGUCAAGUGAAAGUGAGGAAAAGAUGAUAGCCAAAAAUGGCGUAGAUUUGCCAUACAUCGAGGAAGGUAAUAGUGGAGGAAAUGUGGGUGGGAAUGGUCCACUUAAAAAAGGUCCCUGGACAUCUGCAGAAGACGCAAUUUUAAUUGAGUACGUUACCAAGCAUGGAGAAGGGAACUGGAAUGCAGUCCAGAAGCACUCAGGGCUUGCCCGGUGUGGAAAAAGUUGUCGCUUGAGGUGGGCAAACCACCUAAGACCAGAUCUAAAGAAAGGUGCAUUCACUCCAGAGGAGGAAUGUCGUAUCAUUGAACUUCAUGUUAAAAUGGGAAACAAAUGGGCUCGAAUGGCUGCCGAGUUGCCCGGGCGCACAGAUAAUGAGAUCAAGAACUACUGGAACACUAGAAUCAAAAGAAGACAGCGCGCUGGCUUACCAAUCUAUCCUCCUGAUGUCUGUAUGCAAGCAUUAAAUGAGAACCAACACAAUGAGAACAUGGAUAAUUUCUCAUCUGGAGACAUCCGACAUUCUGACUUCAUUCCGAUGAACGUCUUCGAGAUUCCCCAAUUUAAUGGUAUAGAACACAAUCGGCAGUUGUAUUCACCCGCCCUUCUUGAUAUUCCUGCUAAUGGCUUACUUGAUAUCCCUGCAAGUGGCCUGCUUGUAGAAGGUCUUGACUCUUCUUGUCCAAGCAGGUCUUUACUCUCUAAAAUGCAUCUAUCCAAGCAUCCUUCAGGACCAGAUUCUAUGUUCUCUGGUGUAAGUGCCACUAGUGGUGGCAUACUCCCAGAUGGCAGUCAAUAUCCAGAUGAUGGUUCUAUGCAGAUUGUACAAUCAUUUGGAUUUUCCUCUGCUUAUGAUCAUGAUUCAAUUUCCAACCAUGCAUUUUCCUCUAGCUUAAUUCCUGGCGGCCAUGCCAUUACAAAUGGCAAUCCUUCUUCUUCAGAGCCUGCUUGGGCAAUGAAGCUGGAGCUCCCUUCACUCCAAACUCAAAUAGGUGGUUGGGGUUCACCGUAUUCCCCACUGCCUUCUCUUGAGUCAGUUGAUACUUUAAUCCAAUCCCCUCCGACCGAACAUACUCAAUCAUGUAGUUUUUCACCUCGAAACAAUGGACUUUUGGAUGCUGUACUAUAUGAAUCCCAGACUAAGAAAAAAUCGAGGAAUUCUUGCCAGCCAACUUUACCUGCUUCCACCAUGCCUGUUGAUGUACUGGAUACUUCAUCUCAUGAACUCCAUGAGACAGAAUGGGAAACAUGUGGUGACCCUAUUUCUCCUUUUGGUCAUUCAUCUUCAUCGGUGUUCAGCGAGUACACCCCUAUGAGUGGGAGUUCAUUGGAUGAACCCCCAUCAGUAGAGACCAUGCCAGGAUUUAAAUUUAAGGAACCAUCAGCUGAUACAGAAAACCAGAUGAUCUUCUCCCGACCAGAUUUCUUGCUUGCCUCAAGCUGUUCCGGUCUUGACAAAGACCCGAACAAGGACUAUUCCUUUCUGAAAGAUACAUUUGGACCAUUUAUUGGCAACGGUUUGGGCAAGGAUAGCAAACAAAUCGACACUCCAACUAGUUCCUCUGCUCAAGAGCGCAGACACAAUUCUCGGGCAUAUAAUACAAUGUCUACUGCCUGGCCAACUUCAUGUAACCAAUGAAAUCUCGAAUUUCAUUUGUCUUGAACAACUUCUGUAAUCGCCAUGAUUGCUUCUGCUGUGAACAAAGUUGUCACAGUUCUGAAAAGAACUGUUGGGAACAUCAUGUUUAGCUUCAUAAACCAGGAGCAGUUCUAUAUGAUGUUUCGUUGUGUUGGUUUUAAGGUUGUAAACUACAUACCUGUGAUUUGUGCGUCUCAGCAGAGAUCCAUGCAGGUUUUCAUUAUGUUUUUUAUGACUGAAUAUGUUUGACGGUAAACUUUGUCGCUAGCAGUUUUUCCUUCUGUUAGACAGGUUGCUUUUACAAGUGUCUCGCACUUGUGUGCACUGUGAAUGAUGACAUUUUGUUGAUCUUAUUCA